This is a messenger RNA of Phragmites australis (common reed), 1452 nucleotides long. Its product is annotated as 1-aminocyclopropane-1-carboxylate oxidase homolog 4-like. NCBI's taxonomy places the organism in Eukaryota, Viridiplantae, Streptophyta, Magnoliopsida, Poales, Poaceae. The record is from RefSeq and is a predicted model, not a curated record. The transcript has 2 exons. The coding region runs from base 1 to 1338 and encodes 445 amino acids.
AUGACGCGUCUACCGCCUUCUUCCCCCGUCACGUGCCGUCGCAUCACGGUCGCCGAACAAACCGCGCCCCAUCGCCGUCAGGAGGGGCGUUGGUUGCGUGCUCGGGUGCGGGGGGAGGCCGAAACGGACGAUGGCGACCGGAUAAGAAGUCGAGGCCCAUCGCCCCCAUCCCUCUCUGCUAAUUUAUCGACAUCCCUUCCACGCAACUCCAAGGCCUCGAACAACCCGGCAGCCAUGGCGUCCCCCUCUCCUCCGGCGCCCCAGUCCGAUCGUGCCGCGCUCCUCAAGGCCUUCGACGAGUCCCGCACCGGCGUGCGCGGCCUCGUCGAGUCGGGCGUCUCCUCCGUCCCGGCGCUCUUUCUCCACCCGGACCCAUACGCCUCCGUCCCGCUCGCUCCCCCCGGCGUUUCCAUCCCCGUCGUCGACCUCUCCCUCCCCGCGCCACUCGCCGCGGCGGCCGCGGCGGAGGCCGCCCGCGACUGGGGCUUCUUCCACCUCGUCAACCACCACCAGGCCCUCGGCGUCCCCGCGGACUACCCAUCGCGGGCGCUCGCCGCCGUGCACGCCUUCAACGAGCUCCCGGCCCCCGAGCGCGCCUCACACUACAGCCGCGCCGUGGCCGGCGGGGUUAACUACUCCUCCAACGUCGACCUGUUCAGCUCCCGCGCGGUGAGCUGGCGCGACACCAUCCAGAUCUUGUUUGGGCCCCAGCGGGCCGACCCGGCGCGCAUCCCAGCCGUCUGCCGAGAAGAGAUCCUCGAGUGGGACGCGCACACCACCGCCGUGGGGCGAGCUUUGCUGGGGCUCCUCUCCGAGGGGCUCGGGCUUGGGGCCGCGGCGCUGGAGGAGGCCUCCUGCCUCGAGGGGAAGCUGAUGGCCUGCCACUACUACCCGGUGUGCCCCGAGCCCGAGCGCACCAUGGGCAUCGUCGCGCACACAGACCCUGGUGUGCUCACCGUCCUUGCGCAGGACGCUGUCGGUGGUCUGCAGGUGAAGCAGAUUGACGAGGAAGGGAGGAGCCACUGGGUGGAUGCGAAGCCCGUGCCCGGCGCGCUAGUCAUCAAUGUCGGGGACCUCUUGCAGAUAAUGUCUAAUGAUAAGUACAAGAGUGUUGAGCAUCGGGUGAUAAUGAAUACACGUGAAGAAGCCAGAGUCUCAAUCGCCAUCUUUUUCAAUCCUGGGAAGAGAGGGGACUCAGUUUUUUAUGGACCAUUGGCAGAACUGGUUUCUUCGGAAAACCCACCAAAGUACAGGAAUUUUACCAUGUCUGAGUUUUUGGGGUCCUUCUUUAAACGAGACCUUGCGAGCAAGGCUCUAAUUGAUCACUUCAAAUUGUAAGAUUAAUCAAGUGCUUGCCCCAAGAAAGUUCAGGCUUCUGUAACCGUGUGCGAUGCUGAUAAUAUAAAACAAAAUGUUCUACCUCAUAAAAAUCAUGCUUCUCUGUUUUCUGUA